Messenger RNA from Emiliania huxleyi CCMP1516, 195 nucleotides. RefSeq lists its product as hypothetical. The transcript has 2 exons. The coding region runs from base 1 to 195 and encodes 64 amino acids. NCBI's taxonomy places the organism in Eukaryota, Haptophyta, Isochrysidales, Noelaerhabdaceae. The record is from RefSeq and is a predicted model, not a curated record.
AUGCCGAUCAUCCGGCUCGCUGGGUGCGCUCCUCAGCUCCCCGGCCCUGGAUCGGCCUCGCUGGGCCAGAACGUCGGCCCCGAGUGCUCCGCAGCAGCCUCGCUGAGCCAGAACGUCGGCUCGCGAGGUGGGGUGCUAGUCUGGGACCCAUACGUGGCAGUUCCCUUGCUCCAAGCGCUUGCGCUUCGGCGGUAG